This is a messenger RNA of Pollicipes pollicipes, 2686 nucleotides long. Its product is annotated as protogenin B. Gene Ontology annotation, molecular function: protein binding. Bases 44 to 2686 code for a protein of 880 amino acids. The transcript has 15 exons. The record is from RefSeq and is a predicted model, not a curated record. NCBI's taxonomy places the organism in Eukaryota, Metazoa, Arthropoda, Thecostraca, Pollicipedomorpha, Pollicipedidae. Gene Ontology annotation, biological process: cell-cell adhesion.
CAUCGCCCUGUAAUGGACGACAGUCGUGCGCGUGGACGAUUACAUGGCGUCCAAUUUUUUACUCUGUUUUUGUGCGUUGCUCGGUGUCACAGUUUCUCAAACCACAGCUCAGUCAUUUGGGUUUCCAUCUACCUCUGAUGCAUUGCAAGGGUCAAACCAUUUAACAAGUGAUGAUGGACCACCAUCCCUUCCAAGGCCAUUAGACGCGCCGCCGCUGCUGGCCGACGAUGACCCGCCGCCGGCGCCGGCGACGGACGCGCCGCGGCCGACGCGCGACCGCAAUGUCAUGCGCUUCGUGCGCGAGCCGCAGAGCCAGCUGGUGAAGAACGGCGGCCGCGCCGAGCUGGCCUGCGCCGUCAACACGGCCGGCGUCACUAUCGAGUGGCUGUACGGCGGCAAGUCGGUGGUCACCAACUCGCGCAACCGCCUGCGCCAGAGUGACGGCACGCUGGUUAUUAGCAAGGUGAAGCGCAGGGGCAGGGGCGAGGGCAUGUACCAGUGCAAGGUGCUCUCGGACGCCGGCGCCAUGCUGUCGCGGCCCGCCCAGAUCACCAUUGCAGGUGCGGAACGCGAGUUCUCCGUCUCGCCGGCCAACGUGUCGGUGGCGGCCGGUGGCACAGCGCUGCUGCGCUGCUCGCUGGUCUCACUGCCUCCGGCGCGCAUCAUCUGGAUGCGCGCCGGCCAGCCGCUGCCCGUCAACGACUCGCAGCGGCUGGCCGCCGACCUGCCCGGCCAACUGGUGAUCCGCGGCGUGACGGCCGCCGACGCCGGCCAGUACAGCGCCAACGGCAGUCUGGUGCUGCCAUGCGUGGCCGACGGCAAGCCGCCGCCCGCCGUGCGCUGGACACGAGCCGACGGCCGUCUGAUCCGGCUCCGGUGCCUGGCUGACGGACAACCGCCGCCUACCGUCACCUGGCUUAAGGACGGCCAGCGCAUCACCGUGGAGGGCGGCCGCGUCCGCGCCAAGGACGGCCAGCUGGUCAUCACUAACGUGCAGACCAAGGACGCCGGCAUCUACCAGUGUGUGGCGUACAACAGGGCCGGCUACACGGCCACGGGCGUGCGCAUCGAGAUGGCGGUGGGCACGUCCGAGCAGGUGCACGCGCCCACCAACGUGCGCGUGACGGGCAUCACCAGCCGCUCGGCGUUCGUCUCGUGGAGCGUCGACGACCGCAGCCAAUACGUCGGCUUCUCGCUGCACUACCGCGCUCCUACCGACGAGAUGGACAGCCAGGAGGUGUCCAACAACCUGUCGCUCCAGCUGAAGUACCUGCAGCCGUUCACUAACUACAGCGUUUACAUCCGCGGCUACUCGGGCAACAUGGCGUCUGACCCGUCCCCGACGGUCACCUUCGUCACGUCCGAGGACGUGCCAUCCCAGACGCCGCGGGUCACGCUGGUGACGGUGUCGCCGACGGCGCUCAACGUCUCUUGGGAGCCGCUGCCGCCCAAGGUCAGCAACGGCGUCGUGACCGGCUACCGCAUCAUCUCGCAGCGCUACCAAGACGGGAACACCGCCUCCAUGGUUGAGGUGCCCGGCGACCGGCGCUCCUUCCUCAUGACGGGUCUGGAGCCGGGCGGGAGGUACGAGGUGCGCGUGCUGGCCGCCACGCGCGUCGGCUACCAGAACGUGACGGGCGAGGGCGUCAACGACGCCAAGUGGGUGGUGCAGCGUAUGCCGCUCGUCUCGUCCGUCAGUCACGGCCCGCAGACGCCCACCGUCCACCUGGUGGUCAGCAACCACUCCACCAUCCGGAUCUGGUGGGAGAUGCCGUCGGGGCCGCACUCACCGCCGCCGGCGGCGUUCGUCGUGCAGUACCGCCGACUGGAGAAAAACGCACACCUCAGCAACGAGGUCCGCCUGCCAGGCAACGCCUCCGAGCAUUACCUGACCGGGCUCGCGCCCAAGACCUGGUACGAGGUGCACGUGAAAACGGUGUCGGCCGACGAGCGCACCGCCGAGUCCAUCAAGACCAUCUCGACACUGCCGGUGGAGCCACACCGCCAGAGCGGCUACAACAUAUCGGUGAUGCUCGAGCCGCCUGUCGGGCUGCAUGUGAAGGCGCGCAACGCCACGGCCGUGCUCGUGCGCUGGGAGCAGCCGCCCAGCGCGCGCAUCAUCAAGUACUUCACGGUCAUGUGGCACCCGCUGGGCCGCGACGCCGUGCCGCCGUCCCAGCUCAGCAGUACCAGCCGAGAGGUGACAGUGAUAGGCCUGGAGCCGUACACAUACUACGAGUUCUCGGUGCGCAGUCAUGACGCCGAGGGCACCGACGGACCGUUCUCGGAGGGCGUCAGGGUCCGCACGCUGGAGGGAGUGCCGACGCCGCCGGCCAACGUGACCUGGUCGCCGCUGGACGCGUCGCGCAUCCUAGUGCGCUGGCGGCCGCCGCGCUCGCCGCACGGCCAGGUGUCCGGCUACCGCGUGCUGUACACGGCCGACCGCGACUCGCCGCUCGACCGAUGGACUGCGCUCGACAUCCCGGCCAGCUCCGGCACACAGAUGCAGAUCGCAAAGCUGGUGCCCAAUCAACAGUACUGGGUGCGCGUGCGCGCGCGCACGGCCACGGCGCUGGGCGACCUGUCCGACCCGGCGGAGUUCCAGAUCCGCGCCGUGCUCGAUCGGAGCGCCGAGGGCAAGGCCGACGAGACGCCUGCCAGCACCAAUGUCGGUCAGUGCCCGUGA